UCGCGCAAUGAUGCCCCUCGUCGAUUAAAUUUUUGGACAAACGUUCUUGCAUUGGCAAUCAAUUCCGAUUCUUGGACGACUUGUGAGCAACCAAGUUGAGCUCUUCUUGUGUGGAUAUUAAGCUCAAUCGUACAGGACUGUAUGCGCGAAAAUGUCUACGAGCCCGAAAACCGCUAUCAUCUCUGUCUAUGACAAGACAGGUCUGCUUGACUUGGCCAAGGGCUUAAUCAAGCACGAUGUCCGCCUUUUGGCUUCAGGAGGGACUGCUAAGAUGAUUAGGGAGUCUGGCUUUGCAGUUGAGGAUGUCUCUGCUAUUACCCAUGCACCAGAAAUGUUAGCUGGCAGAGUCAAGACAUUACACCCCGCCGUUCACGCUGGCAUUCUUGCUCGCGACCUUGCCUCCGAUGAGAAAGACCUCGCCGAACAGAACAUCAACAAAGUCGACUACGUUAUCUGCAACUUAUACCCUUUCAAGGAUACAAUUGCAAAAAUAAAUGUCACAAUCCCCGAAGCUGUCGAAGAUAUUGAUGUUGGAGGUGUUACCUUGAUCCGUGCCGCUGCAAAGAAUCACGGCAGAGUUACCAUCCUCACAGAUCCCUCCGACUAUCCUGAAUUCCUGCAAGAGAUUGAGAAGGGCGAGGUCACUGAACGAAGCCGAAACCUUUAUGCUUUGAAGGCUUUCGAGCACACUGCCGACUACGACGCAUCGAUAUCAGAUUUCUUCCGAAAGCAAUAUGCAGGAGAAGGUGUUCAACAAAUUGCACUUCGAUACGGAGCAAACCCGCACCAGAAGCCUGCCGCUGCUUUCUCGAAGUUCGGCCCUCUUCCCUUCAAGGUCCUAUGUGGUUCUCCAGGAUAUAUCAAUCUCCUUGAUGCCCUAAACGCUUGGCCUCUCGUCAAGGAGUUGAAGACUGCUCUUGGUCAUCCAGCUGCCGCGAGCUUCAAGCAUGUCUCCCCAGCUGGUGCUGCCAUCGGUGUUCCUCUUACAGCUGAUGAGAGAAAGGUUUACAUGGUCGAUGAUAUUGAAGGCUUGGAGAAUUCUGCUCUGGCUCAAGCUUAUGCACGCGCUCGAGGUGCUGAUCGCAUGAGCAGUUUCGGCGACAUGAUUGCUCUGAGUGAUAUUGUCGAUGUCCCUACAGCAAAGAUCAUCUCAAGAGAAGUUUCCGAUGGUGUCAUUGCAGCUGGUUACGAGGAUGCCGCUCUCGAGAUUCUGAAGAAGAAGAAGGGUGGCAAAUACCUUGUCCUUCAAAUGGACCCAGAAUACGCGCCAGCUUCUCAAGAGUCAAGAACAGUUUAUGGCAUCACUCUGACCCAACACCGCAACGACAUCCUUAUCUCCCCCAAAUCCUUCACCUCCAUCAUCACACCAAAGGAGUCCGGACCUCUACCUGAUUCCGCUCUCCGAGACCUGACUGUCGCUACCAUUGCGCUGAAGUAUACUCAAAGUAAUUCGGUCUGUUAUGCUUUGAACGGUCAGAUCAUUGGUUUGGGUGCCGGACAACAAUCUCGCAUCCACUGUACCAGAUUGGCUGGAGACAAGGCCGACAACUGGUGGCUCAGAUUCAAUCCACGAGUUCUGGGCAUUCAAUGGAAGAAGGGUACCAAGCGAGCAGACAAGAGUAAUGCGAUUGACUUGCUCGUCAGCGGUCAACUGCCGAAGGAUGGUCCGGAGCGAGAGGGAUACGAAGCUUUCUUCGAGGAAGUACCCAAGGAGUUCUCUGAGGAGGAGCGCAAGGAAUGGCUCGGUAAGCUCAGUGAAGUUGCCGUAUCCAGUGAUGCUUUCUUCCCCUUCAUUGAUAAUGUCUACCGAGCCGGACGAUCUGGCGCCAAGUACAUCGCGGCACCAACUGGAAGUCAGAACGAUACACCUGUCUUUGAAACUGCAGAGAAGCUCGGCAUUACCUUUGUUGAGCAGAGCAUCCGUUUGUUCCAUCACUGAGAGGGUAAUGGAGGCCAAGUGAUAAAGGAUUUGUGGAAAAUGGAGUGACCAGAUAGAUACCCCCAUAGACUUGCUUGCGGUCAGCAAAAAUCAGGGGGAGAAUCAAAAACAUCCAACGUAUGCCUCACAAAUUCUGGUAGAUCUUAUUGGCAAGUAUAAGUCAUCG
Messenger RNA from Mollisia scopiformis, 2105 nucleotides. RefSeq names its product AICARFT/IMPCHase bienzyme. Gene Ontology annotation, molecular function: IMP cyclohydrolase activity; phosphoribosylaminoimidazolecarboxamide formyltransferase activity. NCBI's taxonomy places the organism in Eukaryota, Fungi, Ascomycota, Leotiomycetes, Helotiales, Mollisiaceae. Gene Ontology annotation, cellular component: cytosol. The record is from RefSeq and is a predicted model, not a curated record. Gene Ontology annotation, biological process: 'de novo' IMP biosynthetic process. The transcript is spliced from 4 exons. Bases 152 to 1939 code for a protein of 595 amino acids.